ACUGGCCAUCGUCACCGUCACAUCGCCGCCAUCAGUCAAGAUGGGUAUGCCUGUACGGACAGCGAAAUUCGUGGAGAUGUACUGCAACAUGUCCCCAGAAGGCCUGAUCCUUCCUCUUUCCUUCAAUCUACUCCUGGUCAUCAUCUGUGCCUACUACGCUUUCAGGAGUCGCAAGCUACCGGACAACUUCAACGAAUCACGCUACAUCGCUUUCUGUGUCGACACGACGUUGCUCGUCUGGCUCAGCUUUUUACCAACGUACUUCCUAACGUCGCGCGCCUACUACAAAGUUUUAAUCAUGUCGUCGGCGCUUAUCAUCAACGCUACAGUCACCCUGAUAUGUCUGUUCGUCACCAAAGUGUACGCUCUGUACAAGUACCGCAGCGAAUACCAAAGGAACCUACUACAAGAGCAGGAGCUUUUUCGGGUCAUUCGGUCGAUCGCGUCUGAAAGCCUCGAUCUCAGGUCGGCCGCUGGCAGUGCCCAUGGCAACAGUAGUGGGGCGCUCGGAGUUAGUAACCGCAGUAUCAUCGGCGUGGGCGUCGGCAGUGGCGGCGGGAGCAGUAGUAUGAGCAACAGGGUUUGUCACAAGAAGAGGCUCGGCGCGGUGGGUACCCUUGCGCAGUCGCAGUCGUGCAACAACCUGCUCCAGCAUCACUUGGACGUUUUGCCCCUCAACAACGCCUCGCUCUGCAAGAGCGACUCCAACAUCAAAACGUGAACCGAACUAGAUUCACCGACACCCCCGCACCACCGCCGUCUCUGCCACCACCACCACCACCACCACAACCACCACCACCACUGCUGCCGCCAUCAUCACCACCAAUUCCAGCAACACAACUAUCACUACCACCGCUACCACCAACACCACCACCACCA
Messenger RNA from Octopus bimaculoides (California two-spot octopus), 879 nucleotides. Its product is annotated as metabotropic glutamate receptor 1-like. NCBI's taxonomy places the organism in Eukaryota, Metazoa, Mollusca, Cephalopoda, Octopoda, Octopodidae. The record is from RefSeq and is a predicted model, not a curated record.